Molecule: messenger RNA, 3213 nt
Organism: Vombatus ursinus (common wombat)
Lineage: Eukaryota; Metazoa; Chordata; Mammalia; Diprotodontia; Vombatidae
Product: zinc finger and BTB domain-containing protein 43
Exons: 4
Coding region: 289-1692 (467 amino acids)
Biological process (GO): regulation of transcription by RNA polymerase II
Molecular function (GO): RNA polymerase II cis-regulatory region sequence-specific DNA binding; DNA-binding transcription factor activity, RNA polymerase II-specific; protein binding
Source: RefSeq, a predicted model, not a curated record
CACUUGUCAACGGCUGAGGCGGAGGAGGGCGAGGGAACGGCUGCCACGGGGCGAGGGAGCGAUGUAAGAGGCCAUCGCCCAGGACCAGCUUUGCCAAAUAUCUUUGAAAAUAUGGCCUCGAGAAUGACCAUACAUAUCAUCUGUUGAAGCAAAGGAAAGAAAUUUGUGGUGCCACGUAGAGUUCCUGGAACAUAGUAAGCAUUUAAUGGUUGUUGAGUUCCCCAAGAAUGUAGUUCAUCUCGCCUGUGUCUGGAUCUCAUAAAAGUACUGAACUAGAUUUGUAAUGAAAUGGAGUCUGGAACAAGUUCUUUUCGAGUGGAAUUUCCCGAUUUUUCUAGCACCAUUUUGCAGAAACUAAACCAGCAGAGACAACAAGGACAAUUAUGUGAUGUUUCCAUUGUAGUCCAAGGACACCUUUUCAGGGCUCAUAAGGCUGUUCUUGCUGCCAGCUCACCUUACUUUUGUGACCAGGUGCUACUGAAAAACAGCAGAAGAAUAGUUUUGCCUGAUGUUAUGAAUCCAAGGGUUUUUGAGAACAUCCUUCUCUCUACUUACACAGGACGACUAGUAAUGCCUGCUUUAGAAAUUGUCAGUUAUCUGACAGCAGCCAGUUUCCUCCAGAUGUGGCAUGUGGUAGACAAAUGCACUGAGGUUUUAGAAGGAAAUCCUACAGUCCUUUGUCAAAAGCUAAAUCAUGGCAAUGAUCAUCAGUCACCAAGCAGCAGUAGCUACAAUGGCCUAGUUGAAAACUUUGAGCUUGGUUCUGGUGGACACCCAGAUUUCCCUAAAACCCAAGAACUGAGAGAUGGAGAGAAUGAAGAAGAGAGUUCCAAAGAUGAAUUGUCGUCUCAGCUAACUGAACAUGAGUAUCUUCCCAGCAACUCCUCAACAGAACAUGAUAGACUAAGUACUGAAAUGACCAGUCAGGAUGGUGAAGAAGGGGCCAGUGAUAGUGCUGAAUAUCAUUAUACAAGGCCCAUAUAUAGCAAGCCCAGCAUCAUGUCUCACAAACGUUGGAUCCAUGUGAAGCCAGAAAGAUUUGAACAGGACUGUGAAGGUGUUGAUGUGCAUGCUGCUUAUGAUGAGCACCAGGUCACUGAAUCAAUCAAUACCAUACAGACAGAUCACUCUAUCCAGUCUUCAGGGGUAGAUGAGGACUUUCACAUUGGUGAAAAAAAAGUUGAAAAUGAGUUUGAUGAACAAGCUGAUGAAAGUAAUUAUGAUGAGCAAGUUGAUUUCUAUGGCUCUUCUAUGGAGGAGUUUUCUGGAGAAAGAGCAGAUGGGAAUCUUAGUAGCCACAGACAGGAUACUAUUAUAGCAGCAGGCUAUAGUGAUAGCAUUGAAAUGGUGACAGGCAUUAAAGAAGAAGCUUCCCACUUGGGGUUCUCAGCUUCUGACAAGCUGUACCCUUGUCAGUGUGGGAAAAGCUUCACUCACAAGAGUCAGAGAGAUCGGCAUAUGAGCAUGCAUCUUGGUCUUCGGCCUUAUGGCUGUGGUGUCUGUGGUAAGAAAUUCAAAAUGAAACAUCACCUUGUUGGCCACAUGAAAAUUCACACAGGCAUAAAGCCAUAUGAGUGUAAUAUCUGUGGGAAACGAUUUAUGUGGCGGGACAGUUUUCACCGGCAUGUGACUUCUUGUACCAAGUCAUAUGAAGCUGCAAAGGCUGAGCAAAAUACUACUGAUGUUAAUUAAAAAUAGGACGUGGAUUUUUUUUAGCGGUGUGCACAAAAAUAAACUAUUAUAAUUAUGCAAAUUGUGUGCACAGAUGAUGUGUGGUACUUUCUAUUAUGAGACUAGCUUAAAAAUUGGAGGAUAUUUCUGAAAGACUGUAUGUAAGUAGGCCAAUUUUUAAAGUCUAAUUUCUAAAGUCAUUAUGCUUGAGUCCUGCCCUGAGAGUUCAGUCUCUGCUAACCCACCUCUCAGCUAACUUUUCAACCUUCAGGCCAGUUGUGAUGUAGGUGGGCCAUUUUUGUUUUAUUUUGUUUUUAAUGUAGCCACCUGCAUUUAGAACUGGGCUCAAAAUGUGAGGUUUUGGUUUUGGUUUUGGUUUUUAGAUACAACUUUUGGUCACUCAUAACUUGGUCCUGUUAAAAUGUUAUUUUGCCUUUAUUAAUGAAACUUGGAGUAGACGGUCUGAAUUUGUUUAGGUUAAAUAGCUAUCUCACCAAACAAAUCCUCUGCUGUGUAAAAAGCUCAAAUGAUAUGGCUCCUCGAAGGAGAAAUUAAAUAGAAUUCUUUUGGUCUAAGUUUUAUCUUUUUAAAGGGUAUUUUAAUUAAAACCAUGAAGGAGGAUGCAAAGUAGGUAACAUUCUAACAUGAUUCAAUAGUAACAUGGUACAAGCUUCAUUUUUUUUUUGAUGAUACUACAGUAAUGUGUAUCAAAUUCUUGAUAUAACCCACACAAGGUUUUAUAUUUUAGUAUAUUGAAGUUUAAAAAAUUGUAUCUAGUUGUGAUUCACUAGGUGUAGAACUAGUUACCAGAAAUUGGUAUUUCUAAUUGGCUUGAUAUUCCAGUUCUUAUUCAUGUGAGUGACUGGAAGCUACCACUCCAGCAGAGUCCCUAGGUGAGCUCUACAUAUUGGACCUAUUGUAACCCUGAUUAUAAGUCUUACCUGCUGCUGCUCAGAGUUGUGGGCCGAUUGCAGAUAGUUGAGCUUUCUAAUGAAAAUCUGUCACUCGUAGGUAACAGGGAAGAAACAAUUACAGAUAAACAGAUAUAAUUACAGAUUAUAGUUAGGAGCCCUUGUGUUUCAGGAGUUGGUUUAAUAUAGCCUGGUAGCUAUGAAGCCACAAAAAACUAGAAACAGAAUGCAGCAUGAGUAAGGCAGAGAAGAGCUGGUAACAAAUUGUUUGGAUGGCACAUUGUAUUCUCUGCUUCAUUGUCAUCCAACUUGAGCAUUGGUACCUGUAUAAAAAGGAGGUGGUAGCUCUUUAAAAUAAAUAGAUCCACAUUAGCCCAUAAUGCAUAUCUUUUUAGAGGACUGGAAAGUAUUUUAGAAUGGAAAAGGAGAAAAAAAAAACCUGAUUUUUAGCAGAGCAGUUUGGAGAGUCAAGCUCCCAAAUUAUACUGCUGCAUAAAUUAACAAGUCCACACAUCUGUAUGUAUAGAAAAUAAGAAAGUGGCAGUUCUGAGGUUUUUUUUCUCCCUAUCAGUCUGAUGUAUUGGAUUGAAGACUGCUUUGUAGAAAAGAAAUAAAUCAUAUUCCGAAUAUA